AUGGAGAGAUGGAGAAGUACCACUAGGAGGCGACAUUACAAUGUUAGGUAUCCACUCUCACUAUGGCACAUAGAUGGGAACCAUAAGCUGAUAAGGUACUGAUAAAGAUACCUGUUGUACAGUGUACAUUGUCAUAGUUUCCCCUGGUGAUCUUGUGCGUGGGUCCAAGUUAAACACAAUCAAAAUUCUGCUACUGGAUACCUCCUGUAAACAUACACACCUUGAAUGAACCAAAAAGAAAACACUAAACUGUGGCCACAACACCAGCUAAUGCAAGACUUUUUAAACUGUGUUUUAGCUACAGUUGAAGACAUUGAUCAUGAUUGAUAACUGUUUCCCUGUCCCCAUCUUUUUUAACCGCUUGCAGGUAACACCAAACAUGAUAAGGUUGCCCUAACAGGAGCUUUUAUUUUUUGUUUGUCACUCUUGUAUGUAAAUUAAGGGGUUUUUUUAACAGAUGGAGAAUUGUUAUACAUGGAGGAAUCGAUGGCUUUUCUCGAAUCCCAGUCUAUUUGAAGGCCUCAAAUGACAACAAGGCAAGCACUGUUCUUUCAUGUUUUCGUGAAGCUGUGUCAGAGUACGGCCUUCCAUCUCGGGUCCGCUCUGACAAAGGAGGGGAGAACGUAGAUGUAGCAACCUAUAUGCUUACUCACAUCCAGCGAGGGCCAGGCAGGGGAAGUAUGAUAACAGGUACAGAGUACUGCAUCAUUAUUACUUAGGUUAGACUAUGAGCAGUCCCCAUUUUUCCUCAGGGAUAGUAGAACGCAUCUCCCCGCCGCGUCUCUCCUUUCUCGCGUGGGAUGAUUUUUAUGAUGCACGGUUUCACUCAAUCUACUAUCCGUUAAGAAAAAUGGGGACUACUUGUAAUCUAUCUUUCCUUAGCUAGAUGACCUUUCCUGGGUUUGUAAUAGAUGGGAUCUUGAAUUCAGGCUAUACUUUAAGAUCCUGAAUAGGUUUUAACAAAGGAUGCUACAUUUUAUAUAAUGAAAUAGGUACUUAUGGGAUCAUGAACUAAUCUUGAGGAUUUCUAGGCAAGGAGAAAUGAUGCUGUAUGAAUAGCAUUAUAUUACUAUUAAUAACUCACAAGUUUCAUUAAAUUAGUUUAAGGGGAACUGUUUUCAUGAAUGCUUGUGUGUGUUGUUAAGAAUGAGCAUGGUGAUUGCCAUGCUCCCAAAUCCGGUUGUGACUUGUUUUAAGUAUGAUGGUAAUUAAAGAAACUAUUAAGCCCGGAAGGAAUCAAGAGACUAUUAAACAAUUCUUUCUUUUCUCCUUUUCUUUCCUUUUUUUUUUUUUAAGCAGGGCGGGGGGGGGGGAGUAUUUGACACCAAUUGUUAGAUAAUGUUUAACAGAUAAUUAAGUAAACUAAAAUUUUAUUAAUCUAUAAAAUUAUAUUCUUUGCAAUCACUAGGAAAGAGCACACACAAUCAAAGGAUUGAACGACUUUGGAGAGACUUAUAUGGGGGCUGCCUUAGCCUCUUCUAUGAACUCUUCUAUACCCUAGAAAACCAGGAUGUGUUAAAUGCAGAUGAUGAUUGUCACCUCUGGUGCCUACACUACGUGUUCGUGCCUAUCAUCAACAGACAUCUGAGUAAUUGGAAAGACGCAUGGGUUCACCAUCCAUUACGUACAGAAAGAAACAGAACGCCCAUGCAGUUAUGGAUUAGUGGACUGCAAGAGGCAUGGGGAUUUCUUGGUCCUGAAGGUGAAGUGUUCCAGGUAUGUAACAUGUUUGGUUUCAUUUAAUCAGCAUUACUUGUGUCAAAUGUAAUAACUAAAAAUUAUGAUCACCAAUCUCUAUCCUCAGGCCAGCAUUGCAAGAAAUUGGGGGUUAAUGCUUUGGCAGCACAUAUGUAACAAAUUGCUUACAAUAAUCCUUUUUUUUUUUAGGGCGAUUAUAGCAACUAUGGGAUUGAUUGGCAAGGUCCCGUCCCAGAACAAUGCCCUGAUUAUGUUGAAGUUCCGGACACAAACUGCCCAUUCACUGAGGAGGAAAUGCAUCUCCUACCUGUAACAGACAAUUUAACAUAUUUAGAGGGGGUUGAAGUAUUCAACCAAAUCACCAACUUACUGUAA
This is a messenger RNA of Porites lobata, 2073 nucleotides long. The record is from the annotation of a GenBank genome assembly. Lineage: Eukaryota; Metazoa; Cnidaria; Anthozoa; Scleractinia; Poritidae.